AUGGAAGAUACAGUGCCGAUAAUAGAUUUCUCUGCCUAUGGUUUGCAAAUAACAAACAAGGAAUCAGUGGCGGAUUCGGAUUUAGAAACACUUGCAGCCAACGUCUACCACGCAUUGAGCACAGUCGGGUUUCUAUACAUUAAAAAUCACGGAUUGCCACAAGAGAAGAUUGACGAGUUCUUUAGGAUUAACAAAACUUUCUUUACCCAACCGACAUCAGUAAAGACAACAUGUGCAUCUCGGACCGGUGGAUUCCAUGGAUACCAAGCUUUUGCAAUGGAACGAUUGGAUGUGUCAAAGCCGGGAGACCUCAAGGAAUUUUUUAACUACAAGUCAUAUGAAGGAUCUCUUGACAUUCAAUGGCCAGUCAGUGUGCCUGGAAUGGAGGCUGCUUAUGGAGAGUUCUUUGAGCAGAGCACCAAGCUGGCACUCCGGAUCCUUGACGUCAUAUCGCUUUGUAUUGGGUUGUCGGAUAGGAAUUUUCUCCGUAAUUGUCAUCAAAGCUUUGGAAGCAAGAAGAGCCCCGGUACCCUAAGAAGCCUAUACUAUCCUAUUCUACCUGCGGGGGCCUCUGUAAAGCCUGGCCAGUUGAGGUGUGGCGAGCACAGCGACUACGGGACUGUAACCCUCCUAUUUCAGGACCAGUGUGGUGGGCUGGAGAUUGUUUCACCAAUUGGAGCGUUCAUGCCAGUCAUUCCAAUUGAAGGCACUAUAGUCGUCAAUAUUGGAGACCUCAUGCAGAGAUGGACCGCCGACAAACUAAAAGCUACGGUCCACCGAGUGAUCAUCCCACACCACGAGAAGAUGAAGGCUUGUUGUCGACAGUCUGUUGCCCUGUUUGUGGAUCCUGACGAUGAGGUUGUUAUUGAGUGUCUGGAUGGGUCCAACAAAUAUAAACCCGUCACGUCCCGUGACUAUGUCGACGGAAGACUACGAGCCACAUACCAGCCUGCCUGAUCUUACAGUCAAUCCUUUACGUAGCCGACCUUUGCUCUCUCAGAGUGGAUUACCCGUUUUCUUGAUGUUUCCACAAAUUGUAAUCGUCUGUAUGUAGCGAAAUAGCAGGGACGAACCAGUUGAAGGCUAUAUGCUUACUAACACAAGUUUGUUUGCGUGUGUUUGCAACUGUUGCUUGAGUCAGUUUUGUUUCACGCCGCUUUUAGUUAUAUUCCAGCAACAUUACGGCGGGGGACACCAGAAACGGGCUUCACACAUUGUACACAUGUAGGGAAUCGAACCCGGGCCUUCGGCUACUCCACCGCCGUACGAUCGCGACAAUAUCAUAAGCAUGUGUUUAUGAAUCACAAUGGUGAUGAUACCAAGUGUUUGCGAAAAGGUGAGGGAGUCCUCC
This is a messenger RNA of Haliotis rufescens (red abalone), 1351 nucleotides long. RefSeq names its product UPF0676 protein C1494.01-like. Bases 1 to 957 code for a protein of 318 amino acids. Gene Ontology annotation, molecular function: dioxygenase activity. The record is from RefSeq and is a predicted model, not a curated record. Lineage: Eukaryota; Metazoa; Mollusca; Gastropoda; Lepetellida; Haliotidae. The transcript is spliced from 8 exons.